CGGAGCCCAAAUAUAGAGAACCAUUUCCUAGAAAUAGCGCCCCCCUAGGCCUUUUUAAGCAUGUCCGAUGAGUAUCUAUGAUAUACGAAGUCGACCUACACGGCCACCUGGGAGCUCUUGGUCCUUGACCCGGCCAGACAUCUGCAAGAGCUGCCCAUCACGUCUCUACCAGAGAGUGAUGCAUUCUACGUGCCAGGAGUGAAAUUUGAGCACGGUGGCAACAGACGAAACACACUUGCAGAUCCUUUCCUGAUAGCAAUGACGUGUGCGAGAGUGUUAUUGGGUUGGAGUCGCCCAGAGAAGUGCUCCGAAGAUAAGGUUAAACUGGAUCCCCAGUUUCCAUGGCCCAGCAGCCCCAGGAUUCAGUCCCCGCGCUGCUGAUCGAGUCGCCGCCAGAACGUGCCAGCAAUGAGCAUGCAGCUUGUGCCAAGCUAUCGGAAAUUCCAGGAAGUCUCUGCGUUUCGCAUCCUUCCGUGGACAGCCGCGGUCCAACCACGGACCCUAGUCGAGCAGUAGCUUUCAGGGGCCACGUUUAGUCUAACGCCAAGACAGACGCGUUGAUUUAGGAGCUCCAGCUCAAUUCCGUGAAACAAAUCCUUUGUCUCAUUUUCUCUCAUCGCGCUCGUCGAUGGGUCUUCAUGUCGCUGUAUGCCGAUAGCGGUGGAACAGGGGAUUCCCGACAGCGCUCAUCAUGCCCUGAUGUCGGACAGUGGAAAGAACAGUCACUAUAAUCCUUUUCGCACCGAGUCCAGUGCGGAGUUCGCCCUGGAAUGUACCGUGGCGACGUUUAUCGGCAUCGCAUGGUAUAAUUCCAUCGAACUCGUCGUCCUGUGUUUCACCACAUUCAAACGAUAUGGGGGAUGUUAUUUUUGGAGUCUGGUGAUAGCCUCGAUCAGCAUCGUCCCCUUCGCACUGGGCUAUGCGCUACUCAUCUUUAAAAUCUUCCCCAGUUACUUCUCUGUCGCCCUCGAGGUUGUUGGAUGGUGGGGCAUGGUCACCGGCCAAUCCAUGGUUCUGUGGUCUCGAUUACAUCUGGUCGUUCACAGCCGCAGGAUUUUGCGCUGGACCUUGAUCAUGAUUAUCACAGAUGCCAUUCUGUUUCAUGUCCCUGCGUCGGUCCUUGAGUUUGGCGCUCAUUCCGACAACCAUCCCGAUUUCAAUCCGGCCUUUGACAUCUUCGAACGGAUUCAGCUAGUGGCCUUCUCCGUGCAAGAGAUUGUAUUAUCGGCCAUCUAUGCUUGGGCCGCGAUUGAGAUGCUGAAGCUAACGCCACGGGGCCAAUAUAAAGGCAUCCUGGUCCAUCUCCUGCUGAUUAAUUUCGUGAUGAUCAGCAUGGACGCGGCGGUCGUGGGGGUGCAAUAUGCAGGCUUCUUUCGGAUCCACGUAUCCCUGAAAGCCAUGUUCUACAGCGUGAAGCUGAAGAUGGAGUAUGCAAUUCUGGGAAGACUGGUUCAUGUCGCUGCCGUUCCGGUGCAUGCCCUAUCGAGCUACACUCCGACCGAACGAUCCAGUUCUGUAUCACACACAUGAGACUUUUUGGAGGUGGAUAUAUCCUGGGUAUCAUCCCCAACGAAUGGCGGUGCUCUUCUCAUGAGUCCGGUGCAACCUCUCCAGAGAUGCGACUGAUGUUGGUUGCAAAGUCGAAAGGUCGCUACUCCUGAAACGCACAGAGCUCUGCAACGGAGAUCCAUAUAAUGUCAGUUUGCUCGCCAUUCAAUUCACGGAGAAACUGUGAGCUCGUCGGCCUGGAGUGACUGAGCGCAGGUGAACGGCUCCCUGAGUAGUGUGAGCGAAACAUUCGCGCUGAGUGUGGGAGUAAAAUCAUAGGGCUUUCCCCAGGGAGGCCAGUAUGAUGCUUAGCCUUUUCCUGUGACAAUAUUACAUGACAUCGGUAUCGCAAUACCUGUGAGAUGCACCCUACAGUGGGAGUUAGUUGGAUAUGCCUGGUAUCGACCGAUAUGAUGUGUUAGAUUGGCCCUCAUGGUAUGGGAUGCG
Molecule: messenger RNA, 1995 nt
Organism: Aspergillus pseudonomiae
Lineage: Eukaryota; Fungi; Ascomycota; Eurotiomycetes; Eurotiales; Aspergillaceae
Exons: 1
Coding region: 649-1530 (293 amino acids)
Source: RefSeq, a predicted model, not a curated record